Messenger RNA from Menidia menidia (Atlantic silverside), 4798 nucleotides. The record is from the annotation of a GenBank genome assembly. NCBI's taxonomy places the organism in Eukaryota, Metazoa, Chordata, Actinopteri, Atheriniformes, Atherinopsidae.
UUUAAUUGUGAUCAGCACCAUGCUCGAGUAAGCAAGUAACGAUUUGCAUAUGGAUUAGGUAGUUUUUUUCCCCGGGCCUAUCGUAUUUAAUCGGGAUUUCAGCACCGGAGCUGUCCCCCUGACAGAUGAUGCUGCGUGAACUGGUGAUGCUGCGUUGGAGCUGCUGACAUCCUCCCUCCGUGUGGCUGUGUGUGUGUGUGUGUGUGUGUGUAUCUCCUAUACACACACCUCCUGUCCCCCCCUUUUUUUUUUUUACUCCCUCCUCGCUCCUCUCCUCCACACGCACAAAACGCUCUGUCAUGGCGUCUUCCAACCAUGUUACCCCUACCAACUGUAGCUGGUGGCCCAUCUCUGCCAUGGAUGAAGACGGAAAAAUGAUCGACGGGGAGGAGUGUGAUGAACCGACGGCAGAGCCUAAACCUUUAAACAAAGACAGGCUCGUUUUGUACCACUGGACUCAGUCUUUCACCUCGCAGAAGGUACGUUUAGUCAUUAAUGAGAAGGGUCUGGUCUGUGAAGAGAGAGAUGUGAGUAUGCCGCUGCAGGAGCAUAAAGAACCGUGGUUCAUGAGGCUGAAUCUGGGAGAGGAGGUACCCGUGUUCCUCCAUGGAGACACCAUCAUCAGUGACUACAACCAGAUCAUAGAUUACCUUGAAAAAAACUUUGUGGGAGAGACAGUGACUCCGUUGGUUCCUGAUGCAGACUCGCCUCUCCACGAUCCAGUCCAGCAGUACCGUCAGUUACUGGACGGCCUACCCAUGGACGCUUACACACACGGCUGCAUCCUCCAUCCAGAGCUCACAACUGACUCUAUGAUCCCAAAGUACGCCACUGCAGAAAUACGUAGACACUUGGCUAAUGCUGCAACGGAACUCAUGAAGUUGGACCACGAGGAACCUCAGCUUACAGAACCGUACCUGUCCAAGCAGAAGAAGCUAAUGGCAAAAAUCUUGGACCAUGAUAAUGUGAAUUACCUGAAGAAAAUUCUGGGAGAGUUAGCCAUGGUUCUUGAUCAAGUGGAGGCUGAACUGGAGAAACGGAAACUAGAGUAUCAAGGUCAGAAGUGUGAGUUGUGGCUUUGUGGACCUGAAUUUACACUAGCUGAUAUCUGCCUUGGAGCCUUGUUGCACAGGCUCAAGUUCUUGGGACUUUCUAAGAAAUAUUGGGAGGAUGGCAGCCGACCCAACCUGCAAUCCUUUUUUGUGCGUGUGCAAAAACGCUACGCUUUUCGAAAGGUCCUUGGGGACAUCCACACCACCCUCCUGUCAGCGGUCCUACCUAAUGCCUUCCGAAUGGUAAAAAAGAAGCCGCCAUCUUUCUUUGGGGCUUCUUUUCUCAUGGGCUCUCUGGGCGGGAUGGGCUACUUUGCUUACUGGUAUUUAAAAAAGAAAUAUAUGUAGUUAAAGCCCUCUUGUUGUGUUAAAUGUCUGUGUAUUUGUGUGAUGUUUAAACUUUUCUGUAAUGUUUUAUGACUGCAGGAAAACAUAAUUAAUCUAUAUAGAUAACACUAUAACUUACAUGAGUGAACAAAUGCAUAAUAAAACAUUCCAUAGUAACAAAUUCCAGACAGCACAUUUUCUGGUGGAUAUGGCCUUCAAAAAGUUCAAUAUCCAUAAGCUUGCAGCCCUUGUGCUUUGAAGUCAUCGUUUAACUUUUUGUGAGGGUCUGCUUAAACUUCAAACUACAAGUAGAUGUCCAGAUGAAACGUGGAACACAAUAACACCGAUGAGGAUUAAUCACCCUCCGCAUGCCACUGUCAUAUUUAUAGCUACUCUUUGUUCUUUUCCAUGUAUCUGAGGUUAAACUAGUUGAACCACGAGAAUACGAACAAAACAAACUUUCUGAUUUGUGCAUUGUUGCAAAAAACUGCCAGGUCCCAUAUUCAAAUGAAGGAGACAAAGUUUAAUGGUCUAAACAUCGCCCCCAUUUGGGAAUAAGGGGUUCAGAAAAUGGACGGAUGGAUGGAUGUGCACAAUAAGUAUGAAACUACACAAAUGACAUGGCAUUUGUAGCCUGGAAUAAGAAUUGAAUAGAGGAAAAAACAUCCCGGUUCGGUAAAAACAAACAGACUAAUAAACAACAAAGAAAAACCAAACAAACAGAUUCUCUGAAGCCAAUGAAUGAGGUUGUAAUUUAUUAUACAAUACCCUGGACAUACCCUGCCCAUCUCCGGGUCUAAAUUUGUAAUGUGAGACAUGAAAUAAUAUUUGAUAACUACUCACAGAGUUACGGAGAAGCUGUCAGUUGUUUUUGGCCUUUUAUAGAGUUAGAUUAGCGGUGCCCUCCCUGCAGUUUGUGCAUCUCAUGCAUCAUAAUUACUACAUAUCUGCUCCAAAAAAAGAUACAUAUGUAAUUUCACAGAAAAUCACAGAGCUUUGGUUUAGCAACACACAGCACAGUUAUGAGACUACAGGCAGCAAAGAGCUUCCUCAAAAAGUGUUAGAUAUAAAUGUUGUUGUAACUCAUAAAUUUCCCUUAAUUUUGAACAUACACGCUUGCUCUUUUUGUGAAACAGGCCAAUCACUGACAUAUUUUGCAUGUCAUUUAAUUUGAUAUGACAAUUUUCUGUGGUUAGCAAGGAGAUAUGCCAUUUUCAGCUAUUGUUCUUUAAAACUGAAAACACAUGUAAUAUGAGCCAUAUUUUUUCAGUCUUUUUCAUUUUUAAUAUCCCAACCGAUUUAAAAAUUGGUUUAGUUGUUCAUUUUUUAGUGUAGUCUUUUAAAACUCUUUUGAAACAACACUCAAAUUUUAAGGGUAAAUUCCACCAUUAUUUUUCAAAGGAAACUCUUUAAAUGCUGAUUAUAAUGACUAUGGGAAGACACUUCUAUUGUUUACAGAAAUAAAAAAAGAGAGAUAAAUUACUUUUUGAAUAUACAUCCCAUUAUCGCCAAUAGCUGUGUGAAAUGGAAAAUUUGAUAUGUAUGUUUUGUUACAGAUAUAAGUUCACCCCAUAUCUGAUGUCAGAUAUGUGAACGGUUUAGUAUUUGCAGAGCUUUUUCUUGCCAUAUUGUGACCAGCACUCCCUUUCAACGGCUAACAAUUCCGUUUUCUGUUUUUACGCUAAACAGGUUAUACCCUACCUUUGUAAAAUAAUUUUAAAAAGAUAAUGAACAAUCUUCUCCUAGCUAAUUUCCCUGAAUAUCAAACUAUUAAUUUAUCUAUAUUUACAGCCAGCCGAAACACAACAGCACACAGAUACAAUUGCUCUGACUGUUUUGUUAUUUAGAGCAUCAUAGACUACACAACACAAAAUAACCACUUUAAUACUCUUUGUUGCAGAAAAGGAAUUCAGCGGAAAAAGUUAGCCGUACACAGUCAAUUGUGCAUCAAUCAAAACAAAUGAUGUUGCAUUAGAUUUAGGAUUUAUGUUUCAUUGGAUAGGAAUUUUGUCAGGGUAAAAGAAUCUUGUGUGAAGACAUUAAGGGCUUUGUGUUGUCCAAAGGUAGAAUUCCAAUUUUAAAAUGUAAUGUUGCAAAGUGCAGUCUCUGCAGCACCUGUGGUGUUCAGUGUGCUUAUGUUUGUCCCAUAGCAAUACCAGUAAAAAGAAAGGCACUGUAUUUACUGCUGUUUGUCACUUACUUAUGCAGAUUGUUAUAUUUUUACAGACAUUAUGUGAGGGUUCUAUAACAUACUAAGCUAGGCCAUUGUAAUCUUGAGUUUUAAUAACCCUUUAACAUCUACCUUUAGAAAAAAGGACAGAGAAAUAUGAGCAUAUUUAACAUUUCUUUGGAGCAAAACCAAGUCAAUGCUUUCUCAAAUAGUUGGGGUGACAUUUUAUGGCAAAAGAGAGAAAUUUAGAAAAAGUAAUAAUAUACGUUUUUUCAAAGGGAAUGUUGGCUUGUAAUUAUUUGACACUUGCCAGGUCAUAACAUGUUUGGCUUGAAAGCGGGCCUGCUAAAACUGGGGAAGAACGAUACAGUCUGAAUAGUUUACUACUAUAAUCAGAAUAACUGCUAUAAUCUGUUACUACCAAAUAGUUUAAAACUAAAGAAGCCUUUCAGUAUGUUUGGUUAAUCUACAAGAGCCAAGGAAUCCCAUUACUCUUCUUCAAGACUUUGGCUUGCAGGCAGAAAAAAAGACAGACACUCAAGUAACAUUAGUAGACUUGAGAGUGUUAUUUCAUGUAUUCUACUACUUCUAUUUGACUUUAUGGGAGCAUGAUAAAAAAAAAAAAAGAAUGCUCCCAAACUGUGCGCUCACUCUUCAUGUUUUUGUUAUUGACACAAGGUAAAGGCUGGCAUUAUAAAGUUAAUCUAGCCUUCAUCUUGUGUCUGUUUAGGCAUAUUCUUGAUGCAGUAACCACCCAAACCUUGUUUUUUUUCCAUGUAAUUUAUAACAUGAAAUAUAUAUAUUUAUGUAUAUUUGUGUGAGUGGGGGUGUGUAUUCUAUAGUUUUAGUGGUUGUAAAUUAAUCAUAAAAAUAAUGAUUGUGGGAUUUUUGUUUUAUACGCUGAAUUCUUUUAUAUGUAUAUUCUUUAACUAACUGACAAACAGCAGAAGACAGUGAGCAGGUAAACAUGAAGCAAUGUCAUAACCAGCCAGUCAUUGUUAGCACUUGGACAAUUGUUGUUUUCCUGACUGAAAUCAUGUGAGAAAUUGGAUACACUUUUUGGAUAAACACAAUGAACUCAGAGUUGGAAAAAAAAAUGUAAUUGUGAUUGCCCAUGAUUAUUUCACAAAAAUAUUUUUUUACUUUUUAUUUUACAUAUAUAUGCAUUCUUUAUGGUGCUUUUUAUGAUGUUUGUUCAUAAGCCUUAAUUUAUUCAGUUGCCAUCAAAGAAAAAUAAAUAAUAAAAACA